This is a messenger RNA of Ipomoea nil (Japanese morning glory), 1679 nucleotides long. RefSeq names its product F-box/FBD/LRR-repeat protein At1g13570-like. Gene Ontology annotation, molecular function: protein binding. The coding region runs from base 201 to 1505 and encodes 434 amino acids. Lineage: Eukaryota; Viridiplantae; Streptophyta; Magnoliopsida; Solanales; Convolvulaceae. The transcript has 3 exons. The record is from RefSeq and is a predicted model, not a curated record.
UUUCAUAUUGCUUUCUGGAUCUUUUCAUUAGAUAGGAUAGUUUGCAAAUUAAGUGUCACUAUCAUUAUUAUGUUAUCAAAUGGUUACUUUUUCAAGCUUAAGUAUUAUAGAAGGAUAUAGGUAUAAGAGAUGGAAAUUUGGUGAUUAAAAGGAUACUAAAACAAACAUUGUAAACUAUAUUUUUACAAUUGGAUUUUCUAAUGCUGGUUCUCCUUUUAUUAGAAAUGGAAAUAUCAAGAAAGAGCAAACGGAGGGCAAUGGAAGAUAAAUUUUUUAACUUGCCAACGGAUGUUUUAAACUGCAUCCUAGAUCACUUGCCUGUUCGAGAUGCAGCAAGAACAAGUAUUCUGUCUAGAAAAUGGAGAUACAUAUGGGCUAAUCACCCAAAUCUUGUACUUGAACCCAAAAAUAUGUUUGGAGAUCCGGCAAACAUUAGCAGCGAUGAUUUUAUUCGCAUAGUCGAUGGAAUUCUCUUACAGCACAUUGGACCCAUUCUAACUUUUAAAGUUAAUCUUUUAGAUGUGGACAUUACUCAGGAACCAUAUGUUGAUAGGUGGAUUCUUUACUUGUCAAGAAAUGGAUUGAGGAAACUAACUUUGGAUAAUUUCAGUCUUGACCUCUAUGACCUUUAUCCACUCCCCUCUUAUGUACUCUUGUGUCGAGAACUUACACAUCUGCAUCUGUCUAACUGCAUCUUCAAACGACCCUGUGGUACUACUGGAAGCUUUCGUAGUCUUAAGAAUCUUUCUUUGAAACAAGUUGCCUUCUCCCUUGAGGUUUCUGCUUCUAUUUUUACUGCCUCAAAGCUAGAGUAUUUGAAGUUAACUAAGUGCAGUGGUAUAGAGCACUUGAACUUUGAUGGCUGUGUAGAAUCGCUUCUCCACUUGGUACUUGAGAUGAAUCAUGAGGUUAAACUAAGUUGUUUUAUGAACUGCAAAAGUAUCAAAAGUGCAUAUUUGGCAAUGGAAGUUGAAUCUUUUGACCCUAAUGAGAGGAUCAAUUUAACAAGUCUUUUUGAGCACUGGUCUCAAAUUUCAAAGCUAACUAUGGAUGGACGCCAUCUCAAGUUUUUGGCUGCAGCCUAUGUUACGAGUGCACUUCCAGUUAAAGUUAACAACUUGAGGGAUCUUAUAUUGUUUGGAAUUAACUUCACCGAUCUGGAUCAAAUCUCUUGCAUUCUUUGCUUGCUUCAUAGCUCUCCUAGGUUGAAUAACCUUGCAAUUUGGGUGAAGGUCUCAGAGACUGCUGACAAGAACCCUGCUUUACAGUAUUUGCAAGAACAUAUCUGUAUAAGCAAACAUAUUAACAGUUUGCAGACCUUGAUGAUCAAAUAUUUCGAGGGGUCAAGAGCUCAAAUGCUCUUCGUAAAGCUCAUACUUGCAUGCUGCCCGUCGUUAGAAAGGAUCAGUUUUGUAGAUAAUAGAGUAAAGGCAUGGAACCUGUCAAAUAUUUUGAAAAAGUUGUUGCUAUUCCCUAGAGUGUCGAAAGCACAAAUCGUGUUCUGAAGUUGUGACUAAAAUCCAGUUAAAGUUUUUGGUUUCUCAAUUUGAAAUCUAGUGUCAAUGAGCAGAAGAAACAUGUUAUUUAUAGGUCCAGGUAUUUUUAUUUACAGAGUAGGAUCAAGUUUGUGUCUUGCAUUGUCUGAGCAAGUUGCUAGCAACUUAGCUAGCUAUCAGAGC